AUGGAGUUUUUACUUUUUUUCCUCUUCUUUCAUCAAUUCGUUGCUCAAAGUUUGAGGCUCUCCGAUGGGGACAACGGGAGAAUAGAAGAAGAUGGAUCUUUUCGAUACAUUCAAAAGCAAGAAGGAGAAUCGUUAAGUCUCAUCUGUCCACAAGGCGCAAAUUGGACAAUACCUUUUACUGAGUCUCCACAAAGAAGAACCACAAAGCAGACAACUGAGGGAUUUGUUUUGAACAUCUCAAACCUUCAAUCAGCAGAUACGGGUGCUUACAAGUGUGCCGGUCAAAAGAUUUACUUGUAUGUUAAAGGUCCAAAGCUGUUUUUAAAGAUUGAAAAGAGCGAAUUGCCUUUUUCAUUUGGGGAUUUCUACGCUGCAAACUCGGUUCCAUGUCGGACAACGUCUUUCGUUAAACGGCAUAACAUGAAACUCUUUGUCAACGAUGUGCAAUGGGCUGCUUGGUGCAAUGAUGAAAAAACGGAUUUGGGAGAACCGAUCGGGUCCUUGCACGAGCCCUUGACGAAUAGAAACUGCAUUCCUCUAGAAUAUUCGUCAACGAAGGGCUUCAGCUUUUGGAAAAUGGAUUUUAAGGUCCGUUGGGGUCAGGUGAAUCGGAAGAAAUUCCGCUGUGAGUUCAAUGGGGAGAAGUCACAAGAGUUCACCGUACAGGCUUUUGAAUACUUCAAUUUGGGCAACCAGCAAUGGACAAAUUUCACUCCGGUCCCAUGUACUUUGCCCACCAAACAGGAUUUGCUUUUCGAAAAGGCAAAUAGAAAGCUGAAAUUGAGUUGCUCAAACUGUAAUACACCUGAAGAUACGCGAGUAAUCGAGGAACUCAUUCAACGGCUUCACCAACCAAACGAGCUGAGGAAUGCCGCUGAGAGGUCGCUGCUACAAGGAUACGGGGCCGACUUUUGCAACUGGAUCAAGAAGGUCGAAAGCAAAGACGAUCCAGUUUCCCCAAUGAAGCUCGUUGAAAAUGCGUCAACCCCAACUUUGAAAACAAGCCAACUACAGUGGACGGACAACUUGCUCAGCAUUGGGCUGCUGUUUUUGACGAUCGUUUUGCUUAUCCUGAUUGUCGUUGGAUAUGCCAUUUGGAGGAGGGAAAUACGCAGAAAACUUCUAGAAGAAGAGAGAAAUCGAGCCACUAGUGAAGUUGGUAGCCUACUCAAAGAUAACACACAAACGACACUUAUCGAACAGGAGAUCAAACAGAAGCCAACCUUUGUUAGACGUUUGAUUGACAGUGGAGGCUUUGGAAAAAUCUACGAGCUGAUUGGACACGAACCGCCAGCCAUUGUGAAAUGUAUGCACACGAGAAACUACCAUCCAGCCACAUUCCAGAAAGAAUUCGAGUGCCUCAAUAGACUCGAACACCCAAAUGUCGUCAAAUUGCUUCGCAUGGAAACAGGAAAUGAAGGAAAGCUCGAAAUCGUCAUGGAAUAUUGUCAACGAGGGAAUUUGGGUACACUUUUACAAAACCCAACAAUUAUUUACACGAUGAACACAGUGAUUUCAUGGGCAGAAAGCCUGUUCGCUGCUUUGGGAUACAUGUACAAAGAUGAGAAGUUCGUUCAUCGGGACAUUAAGCCCGAAAACAUUUUUGUCACCAUGGACUUUCGGGUGAAGUUCGGGGAUUUCGGACUUGCAAAGAAGAUCGAAGAGACAUGUACGGGGACCGUCCAAGGAACACAACGAUAUAUGAGUCCCUCACAAGGAGAAAGAGUAAAUGAAUUUCAUGACUCCCACCGGAACGACGUUUACAGUUUGGGACUUGUCCUGUGGGAGAUGAUUGAGAGAAGGUUUGUGAAUUUAAGCACAAAC
This is a messenger RNA of Mesorhabditis belari, 1824 nucleotides long. The record is from the annotation of a GenBank genome assembly. NCBI's taxonomy places the organism in Eukaryota, Metazoa, Nematoda, Chromadorea, Rhabditida, Rhabditidae.